AUGGAAAAAGCGCAUACUAGGAAGGAAGAAUUAAAAGGAAAGAGACAGACUGCACUAGACAACAUCGAGUUAGCAAAAAACUCUCUCGAGUACAGCUGCAACUUUACUAUUUCCGAUGGUGUUUGUUAUUUGAAAGGGAGAGCAUUGCAACUUCUCUCCAACAACAAUUCAUCACCCAAUGGAGAAGAGUUUGAGUGCAUUUUAAUGAACUUUUUGCACUGCGCCAAAGCGUAG
Clunio marinus is the source of this 234-nucleotide messenger RNA. NCBI's taxonomy places the organism in Eukaryota, Metazoa, Arthropoda, Insecta, Diptera, Chironomidae. The record is from the annotation of a GenBank genome assembly.